Molecule: messenger RNA, 2025 nt
Organism: Sorex araneus (European shrew)
Lineage: Eukaryota; Metazoa; Chordata; Mammalia; Eulipotyphla; Soricidae
Product: cytochrome P450 2W1
Exons: 9
Coding region: 55-1527 (490 amino acids)
Biological process (GO): xenobiotic metabolic process
Cellular component (GO): cytoplasm; intracellular membrane-bounded organelle
Molecular function (GO): heme binding; iron ion binding; oxidoreductase activity, acting on paired donors, with incorporation or reduction of molecular oxygen, reduced flavin or flavoprotein as one donor, and incorporation of one atom of oxygen
Source: RefSeq, a predicted model, not a curated record
CUGCCCAGAGGCCGCUGGGGCCUGGUGGGGAGCUGGGCCCCAGCCUGUUUCCUCAUGGCCCUGCUCUUCCUGGGACUCCUGCUGCUUCUGGGGCUCAGGGGGCUGUGGGGGCUGCUGUGGGGGCGCUCCAGCUCUUCCUCACCGGCCCCCCGCUGGCCCCCGGGGCCGCGCCCACUGCCCCUCAUUGGGAACCUACACUUGCUGCGGGUCACCCAGCAGGAUCGCUCCCUGAUGGAGCUCUCGGCACGCUACGGGCCAGUGUUCACCGUGCACCUGGGCACACAGAAGACGGUGGUGCUGACAGGGUACCAGGCUGUGCGGGAGGCACUGCUGGGCACGGGGCACGCACUGACCGACAGGCCCCCCAUCGCCAUCUUCCAGCGGAUCCAGGGGGGUGCGGGCGUCUUCUUCUCGUCAGGGCGGCGCUGGAGGGUGGCGCGGCAGCUCACUGUGGCCGCCCUGCAGGGGCUGGGUGCCGGGCAGGGGCCCGGGGCCGACCUGGUCCUGAGCGAGCUGGGCUGCCUGUCCAAGCUGCUGGACGGCUACAAAGGCCAGCCCUUCCCCCUCCGCCUGCUGGGCUGGGCACCCUCCAACGUCACCUUCACGCUGCUCUUCGGCCGGCGCUUCGACUACGGAGACCCCGUGUUCCUGUCCCUGCUGGGCCUCGUGGAGGACGUGAUGGUGCUCCUGGGCACCCCGGCCCUGCAGCUGUUUAACAUCUACCCGAGGCUGGGGGCGCUGCUGCAGCUGCACCGCCCCCUGCUGCUGAAAGUCGAGCAGGUGCGCGCCAUCCUGCGGGCCUCCCUGCGGGACAGGCCUGUGCCCGGGGCCUCGUACAGCUACAUGGAUGCCCUGCUCCGCAAAGGCCAGAAUGACCCCGAAGGCCAGUUUUCCGAAGCCGACAUGGUGGCCUGUGCCCUGGACAUGGUCAUGGCCGGCACCGAGACCAGCGCGGCCACGCUGCAGUGGGCUGCCCUCCUGAUGUGCGAGCACCCGGAGGUGCAGGGCCGGGUGCAGGAGGAGCUGGACCGAGUGCUGGGUGCUGGGCGGCUGCCGCGGCCAGAGGACCAGCAGCUGCUGCCCUACACCAACGCGGUGCUGCACGAGGUCCAGCGCUACAUCACGCUGCUGCCACACGUGCCGCGCUGCACGGCCACGGACACCGCGCUGGGCGGCUACCUGCUCCCCAAGGGCACGCCAGUGCUGCUCCUGCUGAGCUCCGUGCUCCUGGACGAGACGCAGUGGGCCACCCCGGGCCAGUUCAACCCCGGCCACUUUCUGGACACAAGCGGGCGCUUCGUCCGGCGCGCCGCCUUUCUGCCCUUCUCCGCAGGCCGCCGCGUGUGCGUGGGGGAGCGCCUGGCCACGUCACAGCUGUUCCUGCUGUUCGCCGGCCUCCUGCACAAGUACCGCCUGUGCCCCGCGCCCGGCCUCAGCCCCGUCCUGGACGCCACCUCUGCCCCUGCCUUUACCAUGCGGCCGCCCGCCCAGGCCCUGUGUGCCGAGCCCAGAAACCAGUGGCGCUGAGCUGCCGAGCCGGCCACGGGUCCCAGGCCAGCCCAGCACUGGGGUUGUGGACAGGGCAGGGCCGCACCCCCAGACACUUCUCUGGGGGCCCCUUCCACCCACCUCCCCUUCUCCCAUGGUGUCAGCACCUGUGGAGGGGGGUUGCAGGCCCACACAGGGUGGUUCAUGUGUUGGCUCCUGGCCUGGGGAGGCCUCUGCUCUACUGUCCUCCCACUCCCACACGGGGCAGAGAGCAGAGAUGGGCUCUUCUGGGUGGACACCCAGAGCCCCUGGAGUGACACAUACUGUUCGGAACAGCAGACACAGGAAACCAUCCAGCUGCAGAGGUGAGACGAGGCAGCGCUGCCAGCACUGGACUGGGCAUGGACACCCAAAGAGAGCUGGGGCGCAGGUGCCCAGGGGCGCCCAGAGCCACAGGGUGGCCCCAACACCUGUCUCUGUAUAGCUGGUCUGGGCUUCAGUUCCCAGCACCCCAAAACAGACAUUACUAAAACUGGA